AUGCCAAUUCUUUUCUCACAAGAGCUGCUCAUCUCCGUAGUGGUUGUGCUGCUUGUUCCCCUCUACCUGUACCUCAGGGCUAGUUGUAGAUCAAAGAACCCAGCAGUGCUCCCAACAAACUGGCCAAUACUGCACAUGUUCCCUUCCUUAGUGGCCAACAUCCACAACAUCCAUGACUAUGGCACCCUGGUCUUCGCUGGAUCAGGCCACAACUUCAGGGCGCACAGCCCACCCGGGACUGGAAUGCGAUUCUUCGUCACAUGCGACCCUAGGAACGUUCGACACAUCUUUACAACCAACUACACCAAUUUCCCCAAGGGCGCGGAGUUCGCUGCUAUCUUCGACAUCAUGGGCGGCAGCCUCUUCACCAUCGACGGCGAGCCGUGUCCUAGGCAGCGUGCCAAAGUCAAGGGCGUGCUCAGCAAUCCACGGUUCGUUGCUAGGAUUGCGGCUUGUUGCCGUGACAAGGUGAAGAACAUCCUGCUCCCUUUAUUUACCCACAUGGCGAGCACCGGCACCCCGUUCGACAUGCAAGAAAUGAUGUCGAGGUUUAUGUUUGACCUGGCUGCUACGGCUCUCUUCAGCGUGGACCCGGGCCUCCUAUCCCCGGACAUGCCACCCAUGGACGCCGCAGUCGCCAUGGAUAUAGUCAUGGAGGUGGGUUUUCUCCGACACGUGAUGCCGGCUUCUUGCUGGAAGUUGAUGAAGCAGCUAAACAUCGGCCCUGAGAGAAAGCUUCGCAUGGCGCACAGGGUGCUACGAGUGUUCGUUGUGGAGAUGAUGAAGAGGAGGAAGAUCAACACAUGUCAUGUUGGUAACGACGAGGAACAAGAUGGUGUGGAUUUUGUGUCUUCGUUCCUCCAUGACCCUGAGUAUGCUGAUGAUGACUUGUUCCAUGCUAUGAUGAUUGGUUACAUGGUCGCUGCAAGGGAUACAGUUGGAACUACCCUUACAUGGUUCUUCUACAACCUCACCCAGAACCCUAAGAUCGUGCCAAUCAUCCGCAAUGAACUCUCACCCAUUGCAUCAAACAAAGUAGCGUCUAGGGUAGGUGCCAUGGUGAUCUUUGAACCGGACGAGACCAAAUCUCUAGUGUAUCUGAGAGCCGCCUUGUACGAGACUCUCAGGUUGUACCCACCGGCGCCAAUCGAGCGCAAGACGGUGUUCGGCGAUGAUAUCAUGCCAAGUGGCCACCAGGUGCAAGCCGGCGACACCAUCUUUAUUUCUCUUCACUCCAUGGGUAGAAUGGAGGGCUUGUGGGGUAAAGACUGCCUCGACUAUAACCCAGAUAGGUGGCUCUCGGAUGAUGGCAACAACCUGAAGUAUGUACCAUCUCACAAGUUUUUAGCCUUUAACUCAGGCCCGAGAAUGUGCCUCGGAAAGGACAUCGCUAUUAUGCAGAUGAAGACUGUCGUCGCCACAAUGGUGUGGAACUUCGAUGUGCAAGCAGUGGAAGGGCAGAGCAUUCAACCCAAGCCGUCUUGUAUACUGGAGAUGAAGAAUGGGCUCAUGGUUAAACUGAAGAAGCGAGAAAUUUAA
Messenger RNA from Triticum turgidum subsp. durum (durum wheat), 1539 nucleotides. Lineage: Eukaryota; Viridiplantae; Streptophyta; Magnoliopsida; Poales; Poaceae. The record is from the annotation of a GenBank genome assembly.